AUGUAUCGGAAGUUGUCUAAGUUAGAACACUCGGAAAUAAAACAACUUCUUACAGAAGCUAACAUAGAUGUUGCAAAGCAUUACGCAACAAACAAAAAGGCACUCGCUGACAUCCUCAAUGACUAUAAUGGUGAAAUAACUUAUGAUAGAAUUCAUGAGUUCAUAAAGCCGCAACGCGGCGAGGACGAAGUCCAUGCAAGAGCAUUUCCUUUAAAUGACGUUGCUAUUGACUUAUAUCAUAGACGUUCAAUACCUCAUGAUGUUCGUCAAGAGAUGUUUGACAUAACAAAUGCAAACGUUGGUGAAACAAGAAGAAGAGACGACACACUGAAACAACAGAGAAGAGAGAUGUUUAAAAGUGCUAUAGAACAAGUUCGUAAAGCUAACGAUGUCAUUCGUUCCAUUGACGACAAACCAAAAGAAGGUGAGAGAUGGUUAAAGAAAGAUGAAGAGAAUAGGAAGAGAAAUGUGAAGUCAGGCAAUAGACUCAUUGACUUUAACAUCGAAGCUUUAGAUGAACCAAACAGAGACUACUUACACAAACAUUUCGGUAAGGUUUUCAUGAGACUCUUAGAGAAGAUUAAAAUAAACUCACAACAGAGAUGGAUGGUAUGUUAUAAACUUGGUGGAAAGUAUGAAUGUUCUACGUUAAACCUCAAUAAUAUUGGAACAUUACUACAUCAGCUCUUGAAGGAGAACUUUAUAUCAGAGAUAGAAGCAAAUGCUGCAGGUAUUGUUGAAAUGCACUAUGACUUCUUCUUGACAAACAUAAAGAAUCUUACCGAAAUAAAGAUGUAUGAUUUAACAGAAUAUGAAGGCUUAACGA
Molecule: messenger RNA, 826 nt
Organism: Trichomonas vaginalis G3
Lineage: Eukaryota; Parabasalia; Trichomonadida; Trichomonadidae
Product: organellar and viral DNA polymerase type B
Exons: 1
Source: RefSeq, a predicted model, not a curated record